UACAAGAUCAGGUCUGUGUCUAACAAGUGAAAGUUUACCAGUGGCCAGUGAGGAUGGCGUCCGAAUCGACAGAGGCGAAGGUUGCCCGCCACAAUAAGCAACCCAACAUCACUUUUACCUUACCUAUGUCAUGCCAGAUUUGUCUUGGAAAGGUAAAACAGCCGGUGCUGUGCCCCAACUUCCAUGUGUUCUGUCAGCUGUGUCUGGACAUUUGGCUAGAGAGAAACAAUCAGUGUCCAGCAUGCCGAGUACAGAUCGGGCCAUCCAACCCGAUCAAGCACAUCAUUGGAGGUCAGCUGGUGGAGGAGUCCCAGAAAUGCCAGAGCACGCCCGACUUGAGGAGGGCCCGUCUGGACCUGCUGUACCGGGAGUACGAGGACCAGAUGGAGGGGCUGAGGAAGGAAAACCUCGUUCUGAGAACGGAGAACGACAUCCUCAGCGCACAGCUCAAAGAGGCGGAUGUGGAGAUAGAGAAGUACAAAAGUGGUCAGGGUCAGAGGUCAUCGAUGGAGGAGGAUGGGGAGGGGGGCCCGGGGGCGUCGUCUGCUUCGUCUGGCAGAGGAGGACGCCAGCAGGACGGGCCCAGCUUGCUUCAGUUGACAAAGAAUUUGAAAGAGGCGCAAAAGUUGUACUCGGAGAUUAAAGAUGAAAUGUCCAAACUGAGAAGGGAAAACGGCAAGUUGAAAGACGAAAACGUGAACCUAACCCGAGAAAAUGAUAACCUCCGCUUGGAGAUAGCUCAGAGGUCGCCCAAAAAGUUUGGCCGUUUCACUGUGGCCACUUUGGAAACAAAGCUGUCAGAAUUGGAGAAGGAAGUGCGUCAGUUGACCAGCGCACUCGAACGCAGCGAUUCUUAUAUCGAGGAGUUGGAGUUGGAGAUCAAGGCGCUCUCCAAAGUGAACAAAGAGCUGAAAGAUGCCCAGGCGGCCCAGAAUCCGGGUGGUAAAUUCCCGGUAUCUGCAACUGCGGCUGGGAUGUCUGCUUCAUCGUCGUCAUCAUCCUUGUUAUCGUUAUUGUCCCGACAUGAUGAAAAUGGUGGACAUAAGGGGAUGGGGGCUGGACACAAAAAGUUUCCAUUUCAUCUUGACAAGGGUGGUCAGGAGCCAGGUAAAAGUAUCCUGAGUAGUCGCAGUGUGGGGAACGAACUGGCACGGGGUGGUGGUGAAGUUCAUGGUGAUGUAUCGGCACCAACGACGAAGCGAGUUUUGUUUGCGGCAGAUGCUGGAGGAGGAAGUAACUCUGAAAUGCGAGGGUCAGAACCUCGGAAUGGUUUUACAUCUGCUGGUGGUCUCAGUUCAGGAGAUGGUACUACUAAAGCCAAAAGGGGACUCUUUGGCAAACCUGUAAAGAGUUACGAAGGUAAUAACGACUUGUCUGAACAGAGGAAGAAAAGUUUGUUUGCUGGGGAAGGUGAAGAUAACACUGGAGCAAGAGGGCUCGAGUCUCAAAAUGGUUUUGCGUCCGAGCUUCACGCUCCGCAAAACGGAACAAGGGGCAAAAAAAUGCUUUUUGGUAAACCAGUAGCUUCUGAUGAUGUAGAUUCUCAGGUAGUGGGAGAGGGAAAGGAAAAGCCUGCGAAAAGAGUUCACUUUAGUGUGAGUGGAGAAGCAAGUGGUGAGGCACCUUCAUUUGACCUGGAGAUGCCGAGCCCUUAUGAGGGGUCAUCGUCAUCCUCCCAUACACAAAGGAUUAACGACCCUGGCUUUUCUUUUCCACCCAUGCAAACAUCUUCGGGUGAAAAACCUCGCGGUGCAGCAACACAGGAUAUAUCGGAGGCGACAUCGGAAUUUGAUCGUCACAUUGUGAACUUGCUGCAGAAAGCCAAUGCUGUACCUAAGACAAAUUUUAGACAAACGGAAGGUGAGGAGAGGUCAUUGUCGGGGGAUCAAAGCUCACAUGUGUCUGUUCGGAGCGUUGACGAUAGUAGUCAUCUGAGUGGGCCCGAUGAUGAUGAUCGUCGUAGCAACAGCAGGGCUACAACUACGAGCACACGACAGGGUGCGAGGAGGGAAUCUGAUGCCAGUCGUCACCUUGAAGGUGAAGGCCACGUGAAGCAGGAGUUUGGUGAUCUUGAUGUUUCGAUGACGCCAGAACUCAACGACUGCCUGCGGCUGAUGGAUCGGGCGGAGAAGAACAUGCAAGGGGUACCACGGGCCCUGGGAUCAAACAGCACGUCAUUGACGGCUUCUUCGGGGUUUGCGUUAUCGUCCAGCUCUUCAGGAGUGGUUGGUGCCAGCGGUCAGACUGGUAAUCCUCCAGGGGUGGAUGCUAUAGGCAAUGGGGGAUAUAGUCAUUCUCUCAAGCCCGUGUCUAACCUUCGAAUUCCCUCAUCCACUCGUCAUAAAGCAUCCGCUGUUGUGGCCGGUCAUGGGGAAGGCUUUUCAUCAUCAGGUACCGUAGCUAUGUGGCAGCAAGAGUUCUACAGCUCCCUGAGAACAAACCCUUACAAGAUGAGUGGAAGUUCAAACGUGCCACCUUUCACUCGCUAUGGUAGCCACUCGGGCGGUGGUGGUGGAAGUCAUGAAAGUUUUUCCACCCAGGAGAAAUUUCCUCUCUCCUCCUCCUCCCAUGGGGACUAUAACGAUAGCAUUCCAGCAUCUUAUGGAGACUUUAAACAGACUUUUUUGUCGUCUUCUGUUAGAAAUGGGUCAACCUCCCAUUCAUCGUCCUCUUCACACCCAAACUUUACAUCCCACACAGCAGCCACUAGUGUUCAUCUUCCAUCUUCUGUAGCAGCAUCUUCAUCUUCUUCUCACCCUUCAUCAACACUUGGCGCCCACUACCACCCUCAUGUGUCCAGCUCAGCGAUGUCCAUGACUAAUCAGGAGCCAGCGCCUUACGAGUCCUAUCAGCCCUCAUCUGCGAUUGGCUCUCUCUCUACGGUCAGAUCAGCCGACAUCCCAUCGUUAUCUCGACGCUAUCGAAAUAAAUCUCAGGACAGUUCAGACCUUGAAUGGCCGGAUGGCGUUUCUAACAUCAAAUCAAAUUUUCCAGUUGAUGUGUCUGAUAUAAAAACAGAAGUUCUAGAUCCUGAAUUUCCGGACCACAGCAUGUCUGACAUAAGGCCAGAGUGGCCGGAUGUGUCCAACAUCAAAACUGAGUGGCCCGACGAGGUAGAUGGCUCGCCUCCAUCCACGGCCCGCUCGCUCAACGAUUCCUUUACGGUUCCUGCACCCCUGUCUUCUUCUUCCUCUAAAGGAAAAAUAGGGUUGAAGAAAAAAAAGGCUAGAGGGAUUUUGAAGAAAGGCAUUGGUGGUGCGGGGAAAGUGAACAAGCCGAAGAAGAAAGUAGCGGUGAAAAGCAUGGUGACAGAUGACAGUUAUCUGUCUGAGCCCGGGUCUGCACGGUCAGGGAGCGGGUCAGGUGAUCUCUCAGAUUUCCUGGCCGAGCCCAAGAGACGUCUCAGUGACAUUGAGGAUGAUUUUGACCUUGACAUCAGUCCGAACAAAACAACAAGGAGAUAAUAGGUCCGAUAACGUCAAAGUCAUAGCACAGUUGCCUGGCUCAAUUUUUGUUUUGGGAAAAGUUUUAAAAAAAUUUUCACACUUUAAGUCACUUUUUCUUCUUCGAUCAAAAGAAAAAUGUCUCAAUAAUUAGAUUUCUAUUUAUAGCUCACAAAACGAACCCCUGUUAUAUUGAGAAAAUGAAACAGGUAACAUACUGACAAUCACAAACUGAAAAAAAACUACUUGGGCAACUGUAUGAUGACCAUGAUGAUGUGAUCUCAGAGAUGAAAUUUGACCUUGACAUCCGCCCAAAUAUAACGACCAGGAGAUGGUAGUUCUGAUGAAUGUUGGUCGUUUACAUAACAUACGAUAAUGUUAAAGACAGAAAUGUGUCCUCUGAUGAAUGCUGUUCAUUUCUUAAACACACAAUAAUGCCAAAGAGAGAAAUGUGUCCUGGCAGUACCAUCUGAUCUCAGUGUGUGGUCAGAUGAACUGAGAGAAAACAUUAAUGCCGUACUUUUUUUUUUGGUGGUGCUGAAAUGCCAUGGACCAGCUGGAUAAAUGUUUUUGGUUUAUCUUUUUUUUCAUCUGUCAAAAUGAGAGUAUAAAGUUCUUAAGUUAUGAUUGUACAGACAUAGCUACUGGCUUCAAUUUCAAAUGUCAGUGUUAUGGGUAGGCCAUUCACCAUUGCUUGCUUAUGAUGCGAAUUUGAUUCUCAAGACGAGAAAUUGAUCUGUCUUGUAUCUCUGUCUGUUUGUUUGGAUGCUGUAUCUCACUCAGCCUGGAUUGAUCCCGAAAGGCAGAGUCCAAGAAGCCCACCUCUUAUAUGAUCUUAAGUGUGCCAAUAGGGGUGUAUGUACGACAUUUACGGUCUUUAAAAUGGCACGGUGGCUUGAGAAGUUUUAUUUUUAAAUCGAAUGUCUUCAUCUGUCUGCUGGGGUGCUUUUUUCCCCAGUCUCUUGCCAAUUUCUAUGCAAAUGACACCAUGUGAUCGGUAGAAUGAGAUUAACUUGAUUUAUUUGUUGUUACUGUAUGUUUUUUUAUGUUUUUCAGUGCGUUUGUGUGGGGGUUUGAUUAAGGUGUGGAAAAGUUGUUUUAUCGUUUAUAUUGUAGGUUUUAACUAACUUGGAUUUAGAUCUAGAUCUAGAUCUAGUUUUGUGUUACUCCUCGCUGGGCCCAGCUCAUCUGUCCUCUGUACUUCUCUCCAGUCCCCCGUGAGUAGUCACGGGCUGAAUGUAAUGUUUGCCACAUUGGAUUUUGGAAGGCCAAACCGUGGCUUACAAUACCCUCCUCCCAGUGCCGCGCACGACAUACUUUUAUUAUGCACGGAGUUGAUCGAGUUUAUAAGUCCAACCGGCUCAGUGGUCGGGGAAUCCGACCCGAGCGUGUGGCUGAAGGUGUGUUGUCUAUUGUCAUGACAUGUGCCGCUUUAAGGUCAAUUGACACCUUGUUAUGCUUGCCAUUAAUGUCCAGAACGAAAUAUUUGGGAUGUGUUUUAAUGAUUCUAUACAGUCCAUCGUAUGGUCUUUGCUGUGGUCUAUGUACUGAAACAUGUCUGACGUACGCAGAACCUGUAGCUUCCAGAUUUUUAGGAAUGUAUUCAGCCCUGGUACCAUGAUAGUCUGUCAGGGUUGAUUGAGCUUUGCGCAUUGUUUCUUGCAGAUUCCUCAGAAACGCUGAGUCUGGCUGAACAGAUCAAAUGUCUUCUGUUAGGAAAAAUUCUCUUGGAAGCCUCAGUGUGGUUCCGUAAACCAGUUUGGCUGGUGAGCAGUCAGGUUCAAGCCGCCAGGCUGAUCUGAUGCCAAGUAGUGUGAUGGGUAAAGAGUCAUACCAGUUGUUACCUGUCAAUCUGGCUUUCAAGAUGCUUUCAGCUGUCGAUGAAAAUGUUCAACUAGGCCAUUGGCCUGUUGGUGGUAUGAGGUUGUGGUUUGUUGUGAUAUUCCCAAUAAUUUCUUGAAAUUCUCCCAUAAGGCUGAAGUAAAUUGUGGUCUGUGAUUGGAGGUAAUGUCGUCUGGAACUCCAAACCGUGCGACCCCGUUGUGUAAGAGAGCAGAGGCGCGUGUUGUGGCUUGUGCAUCUUGAAGGGGAAUAGCUUCCGGCCAUCUCGUAAAGAUGUAUGUCAUACCUUGGCUUACUGGUAAUGGCCCUACCAGGUCCACAUGAAUACUUCUAAAUCUUGGUGAAGGUAUGUCUCUUGGCACCAGUGGAGCCUGAGUGUGGCAAUGAAUUUUGGAGGCUUGGCAAGAAUGACAUUCCUUGCACCACUGGCAGAUUUGGUGCUACAUACCAUGCCUGACAAAUUGCUGAGUUAUGAACUUUUGUGUUGGUUUCACUCCAGCAUGUGACAAGUUGUGGAUAUUGUUGAAAACGUGACGAGUCCACGAUGACGGAACCACUGGUCUUGCUGUCCCUGUAGACACAUUGCUGUAAAUAUAGCUGAACUCUAGGCCUGUGUUGUCUUGCAAGUGGGGUUCCAUUUCUCCCCAUUCAGCCUGUGCCUUUGCCAACUGACAGUAGCUGUCUAUAGCCGCUUGCCCUGGCCGUGUUGGUUGUGUAGCGGACACCUGAUUGAUUCAGGACAGGGCAUCUGCUACCACAUUGAACUUUCCUUUGAUGUGACAGAUGUUGGUUGUAAACUCAGCAAUGUAAGACAAUUGACGCGCCUGCCUAGGGGAUCAGUCUGUGUGAUAUCCAAUGGCUGAUGUGAGUGGUUUGUGAUACAGAGUGAAUGUCCGACCUUCUAGAAAAUGCCUGAAAUGCUUGAUGGCACUGAAAGCGGCCAAGAGUUGUCUGUCAAAGGCACUGUAUUUCUUUUCUGCUUCUGAAAAUUUUCUUGAGAAGAAUGCGAGUGGUACCUAGAGUCUCCCUAUGCGCUGUUCAAGUUGUACUCUGACGGCAUUGUUGGAUGCAUCCACUUUUACACUGGUUGGUGCACCUGGAUUGGGGUGGUGUAACAAAACUGCUGCUCCCAAAAUUUCUUUGCACUUAACAAAUGCUUCUUGGCAGGCGUCAUCCCAGGCGAUCUUCUGUCCUUUUCCUUUUGAUUGCUUGUGCAAUGGGUCCAGGACAGCAGCUAUGUUGGGCAGAAAACGGUAAUAGUUUAUCAUUCCAAGGAAGCCUUGUAGGGCACUUUGAUCUCUGGGCGCAGGAGCAUUCAGUAGGUCUUUGAUCCGGUUGGGAAGUGGUUGAACUCCUUGGGAUGGGACUCUGUGACCUAGAAAGUCUAGGGAAUCUGCACCAAAAACACAUUUUGAUUUGUUGAUGACGAGGCCGUUUGCUUGAAGUACGUCAAAUAUUUGUUUGAGAUUUGAACAGAAGGUUCUUGGGUGCUUUGCAGUGUCAGUGGAAGACUCUCAGAAGUUAUCAGUCGACGACCUUUCAAAUCUAUCACCGAACCAUGUUUGAUGAAGAAAUUGGCUCCAAGGAUAGGUCUAGUUACAUCCACCAGAAAAAAAAAUGUGAGAAAACUUUGUUUUAAGACUGAUUUCUAGAAACAUUUCUUUCUUACCCCUUGUGGCUAUUUUGGUGCCAUUUGCUGCUGACAAAGGUUCUGUAGCGCACCCUUGUCUGUCUGUGAGAGAGACUGGGUUAACUGAGACCUCAUCGUUUAGCGCGUUGAUGCGUCUUAAGAGGGCCGUGGGCUUCCUAUCCCCCAAACCAUUGAGGUUCAGCAGUUCUAGGUCUUUUUGAGCUUGAGAUUUGCCUAAUGGGACCUUUUUUAAGUGCUCGUAUUUCCCGUUUUCAGGAGGAUUCAACAACUCAGCUUGUAUCUCUUCUGCGGUGUCCAUGUCCAGGGUGCUAGCCACGUAAUCAUAUCUUGUCUGGUCUUUUUUAGUACCGAACUGUGCUUCGACACAAGCGAACCUGACCUCUGGUACUCCUCGCUGGGCCCAGCUCAUCUGUCCUCUGUUCUUCUCUCCAGCCUGUCUGCCACAGGAAGUCCCCCAUGAGUAGUCACGGGCUGAAUGUAAUGUUUGCCACAUUGGAUUUUAGAAGGCCAAUCCUUGGCCUACAAUAUCUUAUCUGUGUACUGGGAUGCUAUAUUAUUGCAUUCAGCUUUGGUUCCCACUGAAAAACAGGGUCCUAGUCUAAUCAGCUUGCCUUUUCUAUGAUCUACAUUGUGUCGAUGGGGGAAAUUGUGUCGCUGCAGUCACAGCAGAGAGCAAAGUGUUUCCUUCGUGAAUCUAAACAAUUUCUUUACACUUCCAUUUGAAAGACACCUAUACUGCCUUCAUUUUAAAAAAGUAAAGUAUAUGCUGGAAUGUCUACUUACAUUGAUGAAUAUCCUUGUCAUCCUGGAGGGAAAGACAUUGGGCAUAAAUGUUUGUUCUUUGAGUGCAGUUUUCUUCAGUUGUUGUUAUGCUUGAUGUUUGUAAAAGAAAUGAAUUGUGAAUAAUGUAUAGAUUUGUGAGUGUAGGUUGCUCCAUUUCAUAUUGUCUUUGAUGAAAGAAACGAAUUGUGAAUGACGUAUUUCACUCUGAUGUAGGUGUUUUAUACGCCCCUGUUGACGUAAUUUAAGAUGCGGACUUUCACCCUGCCUUUCAAGGGCGACCUGGGCUUAGGUGAGGAAUAAAAUAUCCUGCAGAGCUGGGUGGGUGGGGAUGGGAGCUUGGCUGGAGUAUGGUGAUGGGAAAGGGGGGUGGAUGGGAUGAGGGGAUGAGAAAGGGACAAGGCGGUGGGAGUGGGGUAACAGAGGUUUCUGAGUAUGGAUAUAAUGGAAUAGGGGAAGAGGAGAGGAUGAGAGUAUCGAGAUGG
Molecule: messenger RNA, 8201 nt
Organism: Aplysia californica (California sea hare)
Lineage: Eukaryota; Metazoa; Mollusca; Gastropoda; Aplysiida; Aplysiidae
Biological process (GO): regulation of DNA replication; protein monoubiquitination
Molecular function (GO): ubiquitin-protein transferase activity
Source: RefSeq, a predicted model, not a curated record